Messenger RNA from Tinamus guttatus (white-throated tinamou), 315 nucleotides. The record is from RefSeq and is a predicted model, not a curated record. Lineage: Eukaryota; Metazoa; Chordata; Aves; Tinamiformes; Tinamidae.
ACGGUGAUGCGGAUGACGGCGUUCGACGCCGACGACGCGAGCACGGACAACGCUCUUCUGCGCUACAACAUCCUCAAGCAGACGCCUACCAAACCCUCCCCAAACAUGUUCUACAUUGAUCCGGAGAAGGGGGACAUCGUCACAGUGGUGUCACCGGUGCUGUUGGAUCGGGAGACUAUGGAAACCCCCAAAUAUGAGCUGGUUGUAGAAGCUAAGGACAUGGGUGGUCUUGAUGUGGGAUUAACUGGCACAGCAACUGCUACUAUUCUUAUUGAUGACAAAAAUGAUCAUCCACCUGAAUUUACCAAGAGGGAG